Molecule: messenger RNA, 1841 nt
Organism: Coffea eugenioides
Lineage: Eukaryota; Viridiplantae; Streptophyta; Magnoliopsida; Gentianales; Rubiaceae
Product: KIN17-like protein
Exons: 2
Coding region: 368-1528 (386 amino acids)
Biological process (GO): DNA replication; DNA damage response
Cellular component (GO): nucleus
Molecular function (GO): double-stranded DNA binding
Source: RefSeq, a predicted model, not a curated record
UUCGCCCAGACUUCACUUCACUCCAGCCCUAAAAUUCUAAAAUCUGUCGCUCCCUUUCCACCUUCUUGCUGCCACCGAUCUUUGCUGCUGUCGCCGACGGCUCAUCUGAAAUCUCCAAGUAAGUUCCUACUAGAGAGUACAGGCUUUAUACCACCAAUUUCCAGUCUCAUCUCCUACACUUUGUCCGAAGAGUCCAAACCUAACUGCCUAUAUAUUCUGAAUCAAUUCCUGCUGCCUUCUUCGAUUCUCCAUCCAGUCCCCGGCAGAGUUGCAGAAGUUGGGAAGGAAAAAGAUAUAUAUAGGGUGGCCGUCUACAGACUAGAGGGGUCAAAACAAUCCUACUGAAAUCAAUUCUUGAUCCGCUGCCAUGGGAAAGAACGAGUUCCUGACGCCAAAGGCAAUAGCUAAUAGAAUCAAAGCGAAAGGCUUACAAAAACUCCGAUGGUAUUGUCAGAUGUGCCAAAAGCAAUGUCGGGAUGAGAAUGGCUUCAAGUGCCACUGCAUGAGCGAAUCACACCAGCGACAGAUGCAGGUUUUCGGCCAAAACCCUAAUCGAAUCAUCGAUGGCUAUUCUGAAGAGUUCGAACAAGCGUUUCUCGAACAUAUGAAGCGUAGUCACCGCUUUAGUCGCAUCGCCGCCACCGUGGUAUAUAACGAGUACAUCGCCGAUCGCUACCAUAUUCAUAUGAAUUCAACUCAGUGGGCGACUUUGACGGAGUUUGUUAAGUAUUUGGGGAGGACUGGCAAGUGUAAAGUUGAGGAAACUCCAAAAGGGUGGUUUAUUACUUAUAUUGAUCGUGAUUCGGAGACCUUGUUUAAGGAGAAGAUGAAGAAUAAGAGGAUUAGGGCGGAUUUAGCAGAGGAGGAGAAGCAGGAGAGGGAGAUUAAGAAGCAGAUUGAGCGUGCCGAGCAGCUGAUGUCAACUGGGAAUGAACAGGAAGUUCAGGAGAAAAGGUUGUUUGAGAAAUCGGAGAACGAGAAAAUUAAGUUAAGUUUGGGAUCAUUGUCGAAAAGUAAUUUGAAGGAGGAGAGUUCUAGGGUUGUUUUUGAUGAUGUGGAGAAUGAGAGUAAAGGCGACAAGGGGAAUAAAGGCAGUGGAAAGAUGGGAAGCUCAGUGUUGGAUGAGUUGAUGAGGGAAGAAGAGAAGGCGAAGGAGAGGAGUAAUAGGAAGGAUUAUUGGUUGUGUGAGGGGAUUAUUGUGAAGGUAAUGAGCAGGGCACUGGCAGAAAAGGGGUACUAUAAGCAGAAAGGCAUAGUGCAGAAAGUGAUUGAUAAGUAUGUUGGGGAAAUUGAGAUGCUAGAGAGUAAGCAUGUCUUGAGAAUUGAUCAAGAAGAGCUUGAGACUGUGAUUCCACAAAUUGGAGGACUUGUGAGAAUAGUUAAUGGGGCUUAUCGUGGGUCAUAUGCUAGGCUGCUAGCUGUUGAUACAGAUAAGUUCUGUGCUAAGGUGCAGAUUGAGAAGGGGAUUUAUGAUGGCAGGGUGAUUAAGGCCAUUGAGUAUGAAGAUAUCUGCAAAGUGGCUCAAUGAAAAAUGUUGAUAAGAAUGUACUAACUGUAUUGUGAUCAAGUGGUAAUUGUUCUACUUUCCAGAGUUGUUCAGUACCAUGAUAGUCUGCAUCUUUUAUGAAUGAUUGCAAUCUUCUUUCUUGUGAGUAUAUUAAGCAGUCUGCUCUGUUUCUUGCAAUUCUAUGUUCUUCUGAUUGUGUUAAGCAUUCUGGUCUCUAUCGGUUAUGCUUUAUCUUUCAUACUACUUGUGCUACUUGUAUGAACGAGGGACCUGGUAUUUGUAAAGGUCUGGUUCCUUAAGAUCACUUCAUUAAACUCUUUUACAUUUUUCUUUA